AUGCCACAGAAUUCUGGAGCCGGACAUAGCUGCAUCCUUAAGGACUCCAGCAUGCCGGAUAGCGGAGAGAUCACACAGGAGAGCCUGCAAGGCAUGAGUGUGAGGACCACCCAGGACAAUUUGGGAACCAGCUCCCUGACAGACAGGCAGACGCUCUCCAGAGAGUCGCUAAGCCAUGAUCUUGAGUUCUCCACCCAUAAGAAGACCAAGCAUGCCCAGCUGGACUGUCCAGAAGAAGCACUAUGGACGACUCGGGCUGAUGGGCGAGUCCGCUUGCGCUUGGACCCCUGCUGCCCACAGCUUCCCUACACCGUGCACCGGAUGUUCUAUGAGGCCCUGGACAAAUAUGGGGACCUCAAUGCUCUGGGUUUCAAGCGCCAGGGCAAGUGGGAGCACGUCUCCUACUCUCAGUACUACCUGAUUGCCCGCAAAGUCGCCAAGGGCUUCCUGAAGCUUGGCUUGGAGCGAGCCCACAGCGUGGCCAUUCUCGGCUUCAACUCCCCAGAGUGGUUCUUCUCUGCAGUGGGCACAGUAUUUGCAGGUGGCAUUGUCACCGGCAUCUACACGACCAGCUCUCCUGAGGCCUGCCAAUAUAUCGCCCGUGACUGCCGCGCCAACAUCAUUGUGGUCGACACACAGAAGCAGCUGGAGAAGAUCCUGAAGAUCUGGAAAAAUUUGCCACAUCUGAAGGCAGUAGUGAUAUACGGAGAAUCUCCUUCAAAGAAGAUAACCAAUGUGUAUACGAUGGAAGAAUUCAUGGAGCUGGGGCAUGAGAUAUCCGAAGAGACCCUGGACACCAUCAUCGAUGCUCAGCAGCCCAACCAGUGCUGCGUACUAGUGUACACGUCGGGCACCACUGGGAACCCCAAGGGCGUGAUGCUGAGUCAGGACAAUAUCACGUGGACAGCACGAUUUGGCAGCCAGGCUGGUGACAUCCAGCCAGCAGAAGUCCAGCAAGAGGUGGUGGUCAGCUACCUGCCCCUCAGCCACAUUGCUGCCCAGAUCUAUGACUUGUGGACGGGCAUCCAGUGGGGAGCGCAGGUCUGCUUUGCUGAGCCCGAUGCCCUGAAGGGGAGUCUGGUGAACACACUGCGGGAAGUGGAGCCCACCUCCCACAUGGGUGUGCCGCGCGUGUGGGAGAAGAUCAUGGAAAAGAUCCAAGAGGUGGCGGCUCAGUCCGGCUUCAUCCGUCGUAAGAUGCUGCUGUGGGCCAUGUCGGUGACCUUAGAGCAGAACCUCACCUGCCCUACCAGUGACCUGAAGCCCUUCACAACCAGACUGGCAGAUUACCUGGUGCUAGCCAAGGUCCGUCAGACACUGGGCUUUGCCAAGUGUCAGAAGAGCUUCUACGGGGCUGCCCCCAUGACUGCAGAGACACAGCGCUUCUUCCUGGGCCUCAACAUCCGCUUAUAUGCGGGUUAUGGCCUCAGUGAGACCACAGGCCCCCACUUCAUGUCCAGCCCCUACACCUACCGGCUAUAUAGCUCAGGUAAGGUGGUGCCAGGCUGCAGGGUGAAGCUGGUGAAUGAGGACACUGAGGGCAUUGGAGAGAUCUGCCUGUGGGGCCGCACCAUCUUCAUGGGCUACCUGAACAUGGAGGACAAGACGUGUGAGGCCAUAGACUCUGAGGGCUGGCUGCACACAGGUGACACUGGCCGCCUGGACACCGAUGGCUUCCUCUACAUCACUGGGCGCCUCAAAGAAUUGAUCGUCACUGCCGGAGGGGAGAAUGUACCCCCUGUGCCUAUUGAGGAGGCUGUGAAAAUGGAGCUGCCCAUCAUCAGCAAUGCCAUGCUGAUCGGGGACCAGAGGAAGUUCCUGUCCAUGCUGCUCACCUUGAAGUGCACCCUGGACCCAGACACCUCUGACCCAACUGAUAAUCUGACUGAACAAGCUGUGGAGUUCUGCCAGAGGGUGGGCAGCAGAGCCAGCACCGUGUCUGAAAUCGUGGGGAAGAAGGACGAAGCUGUGUAUCAGGCCAUUGAAGAGGGGAUCCAGAGGGUCAAUGCCAAUGCAGCAGCCCGGCCCUACCAUAUCCAGAAGUGGGCCAUUCUCGAGAGGGACUUUUCCAUUUCAGGAGGAGAGUUGGGUCCCACCAUGAAAUUAAAACGGCUCAUAGUUCUGGAGAAGUACAAAGAUAUUAUCGAUUCCUUUUACCAAGCACAAAAAAAGUAAUCAGGAGUCAUCCCUGUGGUUUCUACUGAAUAGAUGGCAGGCUUUUCCAGCAUUCUCCUGAGCUCUAGAUUCUCUUCAAUCUGGGCCUGGGAACUGUCAAAAUCUAUUAUCUCAAGGUCAGGGUAUGGCACUUUCAUCUAC
Messenger RNA from Marmota flaviventris (yellow-bellied marmot), 2316 nucleotides. RefSeq names its product acyl-CoA synthetase bubblegum family member 1 (gene Acsbg1). NCBI's taxonomy places the organism in Eukaryota, Metazoa, Chordata, Mammalia, Rodentia, Sciuridae. The record is from RefSeq and is a predicted model, not a curated record. Gene Ontology annotation, molecular function: long-chain fatty acid-CoA ligase activity. Gene Ontology annotation, cellular component: endoplasmic reticulum; membrane.